Molecule: messenger RNA, 952 nt
Organism: Helianthus annuus (common sunflower)
Lineage: Eukaryota; Viridiplantae; Streptophyta; Magnoliopsida; Asterales; Asteraceae
Product: zinc finger protein CONSTANS-LIKE 2-like
Exons: 2
Coding region: 2-811 (269 amino acids)
Biological process (GO): regulation of flower development
Cellular component (GO): nucleus
Molecular function (GO): protein binding
Source: RefSeq, a predicted model, not a curated record
GAUGUGGGGUGAUAAUAAUUCAACUAAUUAUGGCCUUGGUAAUUUUAAUUGGCCAUGUAUCAUGUGUCACACUGCCACAGUGCCUUGUUUAUGCACCAACCCCAUGAUCAGGUGGUACAAUAAUGUACCCUUGAGUUCAAAUAAUUAUUUAAAUUACCAAAGAGCCCCUGAAAGCACCAUUUAUGCAGGUUUUUCUCAUGCAAGCAAUCUUGUUAAUCCUCCUCUUCAUGUAGAGCAUGAUCAUGAAGCUAGUGAUCAUAUGGCUACGAAUGAAAUCGAUUCUUGGUUGAUGUCAAACCCUGAUAAUGAUCAGAUUGGUGAGAGUUUGAAUCUUCGAAGCUGCUACGGCUCCUACAACGAGCAUCAGUACCAGGGUGGUCAGUUUAUUCAGAUGCAAACUCAGGGUAUUCAGACAUCUCUCCUACCAAUGGUUGCUGGCAUUGUACCUGAGGCUACAAUUGGCACCGCGGAUUUGCCACCAGAAUGGGCACCAAACCAGUUCUCUUUUCCACCUUCUUAUCCUGGAAAUCUAAUAAAAGAAGCAGUUGGAACCUAUUCAAACUCAACAAGCAUGUCUUCUGUAGGGACACAACAACAAAUUUCACCAGAUGAUUUACAAAAGCCAUAUGAACACCCUCCAAUGACCAGGCAAGAUCGAAUCCUACGUUAUUUUGAGAAAAAGAAAGCAAGGAAGUAUCAAAAGAAAGUAAUAUAUUCAUCGAGGAAGACAUACGCGCAGACUCGGCCUCGAAUACGGGGCAGGUUUGCAAGGAGUUCUCAAACGGAUGCUAGUGACAAAACAGCUGUUUGAAGUGGUCAUGAUAAGAAAAGCACGAGCUUUAGGAUAGAAUAUUGCUAAAGGGAUGUUUUAAAGUUAUGUAGAUUGAUAGUGUUGGUACCUUGAUAAAGUUCCACUAUGAAACCAAAAUUGUAAUGGACUGGAUUUGAUUAU